AUGGACAAAACAUCUAAAAUUUCUACGUCUCCUACUAGAGCACCUGUAAAAAAGGAAAAUGAAGAAGAAAUUAAGGAAUUUGCCGAGACAGCUAUGAACGAACUGCUUGGCUGGUACGGUUAUGAGCGUUUGGAGUUACGGAGAUGGGCGGCGUCUCGGGCAAGGGAACCUUCGAGCCCUGAGCAUCAAACAGAACAAAAGAACAAAGAUGAAUGUUCAUGGUGCAACAAGAAUAUAACAAGUGAAAAUGGCGCUUUACAGCAGGCUGGGGCGGUAUUUUGUUCAGAGCUUUGCUUCAGUCAGUCUAGGCGCGCAAAUUUCAAGCGCGCGAAAACGUGCGAUUGGUGUCGACAUGUGAGGCACACGGUUGCCUAUGUCGAUUUUCAGGAUGGCGCAACGCAGCUGCAGUUUUGCUCGGAUAAAUGCCUAAAUCAAUACAAAAUGCACAUAUUUUGUCGAGAGACUCAGGCGCACCUUGAUCUAAAUCCCCAUUUGGUGAGCAGCUCCUCGACAUCCAAUCUUAUCACUCCAGAUCUGUGGUUGAAGAACUGUAAAAGCCGAUCGGUAUCACCAUUGUCUGAAAGAUCUGGUUCCCCAAAUACAGAACCCAAGCACACCAACGAAAAAACAUCUGAGUCAUCAUGUCAUCGAAAAUCACCAAUGCCGUUGAUAACCAUAGCUCCAACUGCUAAACUUAUGAAUCCAAAGUCUACAGAUGAGAAAACAUUUACUCAAAAAUCCCCGGAAACAAAAAAAGAAAUAAGACAGACUAAGAUGAACUUACGAAAGCGCAGAGCAUCUAAAUGUACGUCUACAGUGACCUCCCAAACAAUACGGCAUCAUACUACUACACCAAAGGCGCAAGACUUGAGAAUGUGUAGCCCCUCUAUAGAUGGGUCAUCGCCAACUUCAUCAGUUACUGUUGGAAAUAGUAAUAUUCAUUCCCCACCCAGUAAUAUAAACGCUCAAAUACCUCCGUUUAAUCCAAUGUUUGGAAUGCCACCACCUGUUUUUCUUGAUAAUCCUGCUCAUAUGAAUGAUUAUAGACAUCCAGGAAUAUAUCCACCGCGUUUCGGUUUCAUGCCACCUCGUCCUAUGAUGCCGCAAGAAAGGCCGAGAAUAUUUCCACCAAUAAACUUCUCGCAUGCCAUAGGUCAACCACCGCCUGUAACCGUUUUGGUUCCAUAUCCAGUAAUUUUACCCAUACCUCUUCCAAUUCCUAUCCCGAUCCCCUUGUCAUCCUUUUUACAAGCACAUCGAGUUAAAGUAAAAACUGAAGUAAAUAGUGACGACACAGAGGGCCCGUUAGAUUUUACUAUUAACAAUGAUAAAAAUGAAGCCAAAGAGUCGGAAGAUAGUCACAUAAAUUUUAACACAGAAAAGGAAACCUGCACAAAUGAACUCAAUAAAGAUGUCACUAGGCUGGAAUGUGAAAAAGAAAGUUUAGUUUCUGAAACAAACACGGAGCAAACAUUGCCAAAAUUUAAAAUAACAAGACUAGGAAGCAAAAUGGCAAAAAUAGUGACCAAGGUGAGGGAAACAUCUGAAUCUUCCAGACCACUUAGAAAAAGGCGGAGAUUGGUAGAAGUCACUCCAGACGAUGAUUCUCUUAUUCCCAAGACAAGGAAAACUGUUGAAGUUUAA
Molecule: messenger RNA, 1644 nt
Organism: Pieris macdunnoughi
Lineage: Eukaryota; Metazoa; Arthropoda; Insecta; Lepidoptera; Pieridae
Source: the annotation of a GenBank genome assembly